Messenger RNA from Lactuca virosa, 309 nucleotides. The record is from the annotation of a GenBank genome assembly. NCBI's taxonomy places the organism in Eukaryota, Viridiplantae, Streptophyta, Magnoliopsida, Asterales, Asteraceae.
AUGUCGUUUCCACCACCUCCAUCACCCGACUCCAUAAAUUCGGUGGAGUUUCUCAACUACAAUGACCUACAUUCCAUUUUGUGCGAUUACGGAGAGAAGAUUGAAGCGAAUCGAAGCGAGAUGCAGAGGAUGAAAGAGGAGCUUGCCCAAGAUUUUAUUUUCUAUAGGGUUGAUCACAUUAGUCUCCAGCGUAAGUUGGAAGACCAUGACAGGAAGUUUCAAGCUCUUGUUCUGGUGAUGGGCGGCAUGAUGGUGGCCAUGCUCAGGAUAAUGGUUGUUCUGCUCCACACCGUUAUGAAGCUUGGAUGA